CUCUUGACUCUUCUCAUUCCAUCUCCCCUUCCAGCCGGCUCUCAUUCCUCACACGGCACAACAACCAGGUUAUGGGGCAGGUCGUGGCGGCGGUCCUGCUUGGACGACGGAGCCCCCAGCUGCUGGUGGCGGCCUCUCCCAUCUCCUGGUGAUUGCAGCCCCCGCCCUCAUGCGCACGGCAAGCAUCGCUCUAGCCAUGACUACUCCCGCACCACCAGGAUGGUGCCCCAACCACGACGUCUCUCGUACCGGCAGCGGUGGCAGCAUCUACACCACCAGCAACGACAACCUCCACAUCACUGUAGAUUCGUCGUCACCUUCCCCGGAUCUGGCGGCCCCUGUACCCCGACGGCAUGUGCGGAUCCUGGAUGAUGCAGUAGUGGACUUCUACUUCAUGAUUGAUUCUGAUGUCUACUACAGGAACAGGCAGAGCCGCAGAGGUGCCAAGUCCAUCUAUGCGAGAGUAAUUAAAGAGCACAAAAAGGGGAUGGCGAUGAUGGUAAUCUAGAUGGGCUGUUAGAAAUGUACAUGUGGGACCUUGCACAUAUGGUUAUAUAUGGCUAUUGAUAUAUGCAUGUGUUGAUUUAUGUAAAUACGUAUGGUUGCUGUGAGCAUAUUUUCAUCCAUCGAAAUAUUCAAAUGUAUAUGGGCGAACCUGUAUGUGAAUGUCAAAUGGCCCAAUCAAUUGUGGCCGUGUUCAAGUGAUGCUAGAAUUAUUAGCUUUAUGUGAUGUAAAUAUAAAUAUGUGUUGUGUAAUUGGCUAUAUAUGUGGGCUGUAUGUGUGAAA
Sorghum bicolor (sorghum) is the source of this 787-nucleotide messenger RNA. RefSeq lists its product as uncharacterized. Bases 170 to 508 code for a protein of 112 amino acids. The transcript is spliced from 3 exons. Lineage: Eukaryota; Viridiplantae; Streptophyta; Magnoliopsida; Poales; Poaceae. The record is from RefSeq and is a predicted model, not a curated record.